This is a messenger RNA of Penicillium bovifimosum, 2283 nucleotides long. It is a transcript of the gene hdaA, whose product is annotated as histone deacetylase hdaA. Gene Ontology annotation, cellular component: histone deacetylase complex. The record is from RefSeq and is a predicted model, not a curated record. Gene Ontology annotation, molecular function: histone deacetylase activity. NCBI's taxonomy places the organism in Eukaryota, Fungi, Ascomycota, Eurotiomycetes, Eurotiales, Aspergillaceae. The transcript is spliced from 15 exons. Bases 1 to 2283 code for a protein of 760 amino acids. Gene Ontology annotation, biological process: chromatin organization.
AUGGACGGUGACGAUGACACAAUCAUGGGUGAUUCCCACCUUCCUAAUUUGAAUUCCGCCACAGCUUUCACACCAAGCCAUCGUCCGACACAUUUGAACAAUGAAUCUAACCCCACGCUGGCUCCUUCUUUCAUCUCGCAAUCUGUUGCCUCUCCAUCACCCAGCUCUGAGAAAUCUCAACUUCGGGAGACCAUCACCUCUACUCGCAUCUCCCCUCCUGAAGGCGUGAUUACCAUCAGUGAUAGUGCAAGCUCUGCUGCUGAACAAGCGUUGAAACGCGAUAGUUCAAUUGAAGCCAACUCGGACUGGUCGGAAGAAGACAUGCCUAAGUCCGGUCUUCCCCUGACAUCACUUGCCACAGGACUUUGUUAUGAUAUUCGCAUGCGUUACCACUGUGAGGUUCGCCCACAGAGUGAUGUUCACCCAGAGGACCCCCGGCGUAUCUACUACAUUCACAAAGAACUUUGUAACGCUGGUCUGGUCGAUAGUGCAGAAUCGAGUCGACCUUUGGCGCCCAAGACCCUGCAACGGAUCGAGGCUCGCGAUGCGACCAGGGAGGAAGUCACUCUAAUACAUACCAAUGCCCACUAUGCAUUCGUCCGGAGCACCGAAGAUAUGCCCGACGAGGUGCUUAUUGAGCUGGAGAAGGAACGCGAUUCCAUCUAUUUCAACAAACUGACCUUCGGUGCCGCCAUCUUGAGUACUGGAGGAGCCAUCGAGACAUGCCUGGCGGUCGCACAACGUAAGGUGAAAAAUGCCAUCGCCGUCAUCCGUCCACCUGGUCACCACGCCGAGGACGACGCUGCGAUGGGCUUCUGCUUGUUCAACAAUGUAUCUGUUGCCGCACGUGUUUGCCAAAAUAAAUUAGGAAACGCCUGUCGUAAGAUCAUGAUCCUUGACUGGGAUGUUCACCAUGGAAACGGCAUUCAGAAGGCAUUCUACGAUGAUCCGAACGUUCUCUAUGUUUCAAUCCAUGUCUACCAAGACGGCCACUUCUACCCGGGAGGCCCCGCAGGAGACUGGGAUCACUGUGGCGAAGGUGCAGGAGUCGGAAAGAACGUCAACAUUCCAUGGCCCAAUCAGGGUAUGGGCGAUGGCGACUACAUGUUCGCCUUCCAUGAAGUGGUGAUGCCUAUUGCACAAGAAUUUAACCCCGACUUGAUUAUCAUCUCGGCUGGCUUUGACGCUGCCGCGGGUGAUGUGCUAGGAGGUUGCUUUGUCUCGCCGGCUUGCUAUGCCCAAAUGACGCACUUGCUCAUGACUCUGGCCAACGGGAAGGUCGCGGGUGGAUACAACUUCAAGUCUAUCUCGAAGUCGGCUCUCGCUGUGACCAAGACCCUUAUGGGAGAACCUCCCGAGCGUUUGACGAACAACAUCCCCGCCACCUCAGCAGUCAACGCGGUCCGACAAGUGAGAAGCAUCCAGUCCAAGUACUGGAGUUGUCUGUAUCCCAAGACGCUCGCCCAGGCGCCACGCGGCGAGCGGCUUCAUGAUAUCCUGCGCCUUUACCAGGCGAGCCAGCUAUAUGAAAGCUGCAAGCUCGUACCACUUUGGAUUUAUCGCACUAGCAUAUCCAAGUCCUUUGAGAAACAGGUUCUAGCCAGCUCAAAUUACACCCAGGCCGUGCCACUCGUUGUCAUCUUCCACGACCCGCCCGAGAUGUAUGGACAAGGCCACUUUGUUACUAAUAAGUUGGAGGCCCACGAUGUCUGGGUGGCCGAUGCACUCAAGGAGUACGUUAAAUGGGCUGCGAAAAAGGGUUACGCGGUGAUUGAUGUCAAUAUUCCCAAGCACGCAACUCGGGAGGGGGCUGCCGAUCAAUUCAAGAGCGUUAGUGAGGAUGAGGACCGUUCGGCCGCCACCGAAGAGCUUGCCGGAUACUUAUGGGACAAUUACAUCGAUGCGCACCAUGCAACCGAGAUAUUCUUACUCGGCGUCGGCAACGCUUUCGUCGGCGUAGUGAACUUGUUGAUGAACAGGGAAAAUCUCUACAAGCGUGUCAAUGGCGUGGUCUCGUUCGUGUGUGAGAAUCCCGUCAAGGCGGUCGCAUCCAACACCCAGACUUGGCUUUCGAAGUGGUAUCGCGAGAACUCCCUUAUCUUUGUUUCAAGAACCCACGGCGUUUGGGACGUUGACCGCAAGCCAUCCAAGCGGUACGGACAACUGAUCCGAUCUCCACGCACGGGACUGAAUGACAUGCUGGCCGCGCAUGAAGAAGAAGUGUACAAAUGGAUUUCCGAUCGUGCCGACCACGUGGAUGAGGAUACGGAGGAAGAUUCUUGA